GUUGAGACCAGAGAAACGUAGGCAAUUACACAGAAAUUCAAGUUGGAUUGAUUUAUAGAUCUUCAGCCACGCAAAUGCGAAGUAAGUUGUUUGCUACCUAACCAAUUCGGCUUUUGGGAAGGAGUGAGGCAAGUCCUUGGAACCUGACUCUUGAGGUCACAAGAAAAAAGAAAAAGAAAAGAAAAGAAAAUAAAGUGCAGUUGACUUUGUUGUGUUUUUGCUAAUGGGUGUUGCAUUUUCAUCAUAGCAUUCUACAAAGCUUUUGAGUGCAGGUUGCACCAUGAAGUGUUUACAUGGUUCUGUCCCUAUAAAUUUAACACAUCCCUUGUCCUCUCAGAACCUACAACAACAAUCACCGGUGCAUUUUACCAUGUCUUCUCAUACCAAAAUCAUUCUUCUCCUCCUUUUUUUCUUCAUUGAUUUAUCUGUAGCAAGAGUUUUAGGCGUCCAGGAGGGCAGUAUUCUUCCAAGUCCACUAAGUGAGGUCAUUGCUGAAAUGGAGAUGAGAAAGCUUACAGAGGUGGAGGCUAUGGUGGACUACCAGAAAGAUCCGGAGCCUAAUCCUAGACAUAAACCUGGAGGAAACGGCCCCUAACUUUUUAAACUUCUACUUCAAAACUCCAUGCCCUGGGGGCUCAUUGAAAUAAGAAAUAUGUAUGUAUGUAUGCAUGUCCAUUUCUGUGGACAGUUUAGUAAGGAGAGCUUUAGACUCUGAAGGUACCACUUGCUCAAUGAGAGAGUGCUUGAAUUUUCGGAUGUAUUGUAAAAUGAAAAUGAAAAAUGAGAAAGCACUCUCUGUAGCUCUACUGGGAUUUAUAGAGAAUCUGCAAGUUCCAUAAUAUGAUGUCUAAA
Messenger RNA from Populus euphratica (Euphrates poplar), 852 nucleotides. RefSeq lists its product as uncharacterized. The coding region runs from base 281 to 595 and encodes 104 amino acids. Lineage: Eukaryota; Viridiplantae; Streptophyta; Magnoliopsida; Malpighiales; Salicaceae. The transcript has 3 exons. The record is from RefSeq and is a predicted model, not a curated record.